CACAUCAAAUGUUGUGCUCAUCACGAAGGCUAAUUAGUUAAAUGACUUCUCCCCAGUUCGCACCUGACACCCGGAUCAAGUGAAACGAAGAAAUAGCCGUGUUUCUUACAAUGAUUACUGCCCAACCAGAAACUCGUGGUAAUGAUAGAGACAAGUACGCUCUAGUUCAGACGUCAGGGAGGACCCAGUAGCUCGCCCGGGACUUGCUGCCCGCGGUUUGCGUAACGCAAUACGACAAUAAAGUAGUCAUUCGCUGACACAAACUCCUCGCCACACAAUGACUUCUCCCGGACCGGAACAAGAAAUCUUCUCAAGUGUGGUACAAGUUUGGACAGCCGCCUCAUUUGAUCUCAGCGUAGUCUGUCAAUCGCGACGGCUCUGAACGCUUGGUCUAUUUUUGCAUGCCACUUGACAGUGUUUAUUGGCUGGUCGUAGCUGAGCGAUUGAAAAAAAAGACGUUAUACCUUAUUAUGUGAUUUCAGACAUUGUUUGAUUAAAGUGAACCUCUACAGUCCCGUGGAAAUGAUAACUACUGACUUCCGUGACUGCGGUAUGCCUGACUCCCCCGACACCAAAGUCAGUCCGUCCUCCAACCUCUCGCCCAAGGUGCCCCUAAUGACAGGCGUGGCUCCCGCCAGCCGCCCUCUCUCCUCCAACAGCAGCAUCUCGGGCCAACUUGCCGUUACUGCAAAGAGAGUUGCUGCACUGUGCCCGUAUGGCCAAGCAGACACCCCAGCAGUUCCUAACACAGAAUGAGCACGUGGUCUUUGACCCCGCCCACUCACCACUGGACGUGCAUGAGACCAUGAUGUCAGAGUUCAACGAGAACGGCAAGCGAUGUUCGCCUGACCGGCCCAAAGAAAAUGGACUGGAGCUUCACCUGGACUCGCCCCACCCAGCGAAGCGUCACCAUGGACACCACCCCAUCAGUCCCGGAUCUACCAAUCGCGUUAGUCCUGGCUCCACAUUCAGCCUGUCCGCUGGACCAAUCCGACUGGAUGAGAUCAGUAAAUCCAAAGAGUUGAGGGAGCGAGAGAGAGAACGAAUGGAAAGAGAAGAGAGGGACAGAUCAGAAAGGGAGAGGGAACGAGAGAAACACUUCUCCGGCUUCAAUGCUGAACUGCAUCAUCGGUAUGGUGGAUAAAACAAAGCGUGCCAUGUCAGUCCUGCAGGAGCGAAGUCUGCGGGACAGGGAAGAGUUAUCCCUCUGGGCUCGCAGACAGACAGAUGGCAUCGACGCAGACGUCAAGAAACGAUCCGGUGACGUCAUGGCCUACACACUGAGGCAGACGGAAGAUCGUGUUAGCGAAAUGCGGAGAAGAGCAGAAGAAGCAGUCAAUGACGUAAAACGACAAGCAAUGAUGGAACUUCAGAAAGCAGUCAGCGCAGCCGACCAGAAGGCGUCAGACCUUGUAGCUGCCGAGAGAUCCAAAAUGGAGCGCGCCAUUGCCGAGGCCCGGAAGCAGACUCAAUCUGAACUUCUGCACUCUCUCAGCCACCAGGAGGAAUCUCCAGAGACCUUUUCUCUUUCUCCCAUGACGAAACAGAGUUGCUGGAACUGCGGCCGUAAAGCUAGCGAGACUUGCAGCGGGUGUAACGUGGCUCGCUACUGUGGCUCCUUCUGCCAGCACCGAGACUGGGAGAACCAUCACCAUGUCUGCGGCAAGACCCACAUCACCUCUGCCGCCGAGGCCAGAGAGAUGAGGAGAGCCGCUCUGGCUGCUGCAGCCGCUGCUGCAGCUGCUCAGUCCUCCUCUACCACCACCUCCUCCUCCUCUUCCACCUCCUCGGCAUCUGCUAGUACUGCAAGAAGCGGCGAAAAGGACACGGUAACGCCAUCGUCUUCUAACUCGACGUCGUCCUCAUCGUCGUCCUCCACUUCUUCGACGACUCCGUCAUUUCUGGGAAGCUCGAGUAAGUCCCCAGCCUCGCUGGAUUCCUCCGCCGUCACGUGCAUGUCCCAGCCCCCGUCUGCUGUGCCGAGUCUCUCCACCAAAGAAGUGGCUCUGACUUCUCCCUCAGCAGCAGCAACUACAGCAACGACAUCAGCAGCAGUAGCGACUUCCGUGGUGUCUGUGUCGCCCUCCUCUUCCCCGAAAGCGCCAAGCGUUGCGGACUCAAAUCCUGGUUCUCCCGCGACGGAGGUUGACUCCGGAGCACCCUGUGUUGACACAAGCUCCCCAUAAGGGCAGACUAGAACAUUUAUCACUGACUCUGUGUGUUGAAAUAUAACAUUGUAACAAUGGCAUUGACAUAAUCCAUUGCUGAGUAGUCGUGUAGUGCAUACUUUAGCUUUCAGUGUCACCUUGUGUCUGGUACACUUCAUUACUGUUGUUACAACUUACGGGGAUAGGAUUUUGGGUUACUCGUAGUUGACAUCAUCGCUGUUACCAUUUUGGGAGAGGGAGUUUUCAAAUCUCGUUGUUAAAUUCAUAUUAUCAGGUUUCAUCUUCCGAUGGUAGAACGUGGUAAAUUCCUGAUGGUUAAUUCUGACGAUUGUGAUUUACGUUGGCGAGGAUUGAUGUCGGACUAGACGUUGAUUUCUUCAAAAUGCACUAAUAUCCUGGACUUGACACAGUCAAUACAUAUUAUUGUGGAAAAUGUAUACACAUGUAAUGUUUAACAAACAUGAAAGGUGGCUGUGAAAUAACGAAAGAAGAUGCUGAAAAAGUGUAAAAAGACCUUUUCGGUCCGGUCCGAUUUCAGUCUGGGGCUAAGAUCCGCCAAGGAAUUCUGUACGAGAUUCUCUCGCUGUGGAGCUGUUCCAAUAUGGCGGAGUGGCGACAUCAUGACGACAAACGUGACUGUACAGUCAUUGCUCUUCAUCAAUUCGGCAACAUACUCUCGUUCUCUCGUUCUCAUAUUGUUUGUGUUUUUGUUUGUAAACUGAGGUGUUAUUCUAUAUCUUUGCAAACAUGUUUUUCUUACCUGAAUUAAGAUGAAUGACUGCUUAAAUGAUGGAUGAUCUGAACAAACUGAAGUACAAAUGAAAAUAUAAACGACUGAGCAGUUACAAGUUUAAAUGAAAUAUUGGAUACUUGAAUGAAUAACUGAUAGAUGUUACAUAUUACACAAUGUUAUUAUUUGAAAAAAGACGGACAUUGAAUGGAUUUUGUACUGUUCAAACAAGAACAGUUAAUGUAUUAUUUCAGCAUUGUUCAGUUCAAAUUAUACCAUAUUAUUUGUCACGUCACUAGAGGCAUUGCUGAGACAAUCAGACACUCGGGCUUUGACAUUACGCUUACAAUAGCAAAGACUCAGAAUUGUUCUGUUUAUCCCCAUUUUAUUUUUAACAUACAUAAGGUUUUACAUUCUUUCGAUCCUCCUGAAUGAGAUUGUCUCAGACGCUGUUCACCCAAACAGUAAAUCGGUUUUUCUGUCAGUAAGGGUGUGAGUGUUUUGGUUGAAAAGAAAGAGGGGGGACGUUCUGUCAGUUGUAACAUUAAUUAAGAACGACCCUUCCCUCGAUUAAAUUUUUACUUGAUUUUCCUUUAAGGAUCCUUUAAAAAAUGUACUAAUAUCUCUUGUAUUCUGAUAAUAUGUGGAUACCCUCUUUUGUUCCGGACCUGCCAUUGCAUUAGUUUAGAUAUUAUUGAUUUUAGUAUUGAUUAUCGUGUAUAUUAUGAAUGUGUUCAAGUGCGGUGUGCAUUUUAUUUUAGUGUUACACGUUUCACUCCCAUGAUCUUGCGCACACCGUUCAUUUUGAAAGGUAACGUGGUUUACCCUCGCCCACAGGCUGUGAUUUAUGUGUGCUGUCUUGUCAACCUCAAAUAUUCAAUGUUUACGAGAGGUAAAAAAUGGCCACAGUAUUUGGUUUGGAAGCAGCCGGAGACUCUUAUUUUGUCGCUGUUAUGUGUUUGUAUGUUUACUGUUUUAUGUAGAGAACAAUCAACUGCCAGGCUCAGCAUUCAAGAAUGGCGUUGGAAAGGACAUACAACGUUUUAGACUCUUUGAAAAUUCCGUAAUUAGGAAAAGAAUUUAAAAAAAAGGAUUGGUCGCUACUUUUACACUCGGAUUCUUUACAACCCUUUAACAACUGUUAUCUGUUAUAUAUGCACUGUACGUGUACGUGAUUAGCAUUCUUCUAUAAUCAUCAUCGUUAUCCUUUCUGUCAUCGUCGUUGUCAUUGUAACGUCGCUACCAUCAUCAUUGCUCCGAUGAUAAUUAUAGAAGAACUUCGUAUCAAUCAUUGUCAUCAUCCUCAUCCUCAUCCUCAUCCUCAUCAUCUUCAUCAUCAUCAUCAUCAUCAUCAUCAUCAUCAUCAUCAUCAUCAUCAUCAUCAUCAUUUUAAAACGAACUGAUGAUAUGUAUAUAGGGUAUGGAAAAACUGAGCUUUAUCUGAUUUAAGAGUAAAUUUCCGUCAAUUUGUCAUUGUGUGGCACUCCAAAGAGGUUUUAACUCUAGUGGUGUUUCGUGUUGUAAAAGUGUGGUAAUACGUUUUUGUUCAAAACAGAAACAUCCGUCAGCAGUUAACUAUUUGUUGUAGUGGAUGUAGAAAACUGUGUUGUUGAACUGGUUAUUCGCUGAAAAAGGAAAUAUAUUGAGUUGUAUGGUCAGAAAAGACUGUGCCCAAUGUAGUAGGAAAAAUAAUAAAAAAGCAUCGAUGUGUAAGGUUGCUUAUUAAUUUUUUUUUCUGUCCAUAUUUUGGAGGUUAUAAGAAAAUGUUUCGGAAAAUACUGCUAAACCUUUUGA
This is a messenger RNA of Aplysia californica (California sea hare), 4692 nucleotides long. Its product is annotated as protein CBFA2T1. The record is from RefSeq and is a predicted model, not a curated record. Lineage: Eukaryota; Metazoa; Mollusca; Gastropoda; Aplysiida; Aplysiidae. Gene Ontology annotation, molecular function: transcription corepressor activity. Gene Ontology annotation, biological process: negative regulation of DNA-templated transcription; DNA-templated transcription. Gene Ontology annotation, cellular component: nucleus.